Messenger RNA from Klebsormidium nitens, 2415 nucleotides. The record is from the annotation of a GenBank genome assembly. Lineage: Eukaryota; Viridiplantae; Streptophyta; Klebsormidiophyceae; Klebsormidiales; Klebsormidiaceae.
UUUUGCACAGGCCAAAGUCUUUGGAUCAGCUCCAAAACAGCUUUGCUCCUUGCUUUUCUUCACAGGAUCUUUCCAAGGCUUUCACGAGCGCCAUCUUCUUGAAGGGAGUCCGCUAUGGCAUCAAGGGCUGCUGUGCUCACGAGCAACGCGAGCUGCGCGGCACUUUUCCAGAGCGUGGGAGCCCUUCCAGACGUCGCCUGCAAACGUGUUGCUCAAGCCGUCCCUGCAAGAUCUUCCAGUCAAAGCAGGUUUGAAGUCCAGACAGCUCUUGAGAGAAGUGGCUGGAAAGUGGCUCCGGUGGAUCAGAGCCGCAUCUCAAGGAUGUCAGAGCCUGUGCAAAACAGAGGGCAGCAGGCACAUGUUGGGAUUGCACCGGAGACAUUGCAGGCGGUCGAAGCGGUCACCGCCUCCAAAGAUCAGAAUGGGAAGGCUGAGGGCGAGCAGAUUGAGGAGCGGUGUUUUGCUGGCUCAGAGUACGUCCCCAUCUACGUCAUGCUUCCACUCAACACUGUCGACGAGAGCAACCAGCUGCACAACCCGGAGCAGCUCGAGAAGGACUUUGCAGCCCUGAAGUCGGUGGGAGUGGACGGAGUCAUGUGCGAUGUUUGGUGGGGCCUCGUCGAGCGUGAGGGGCCCGGCCAGUAUGAUUGGCGCGGCUACCAGGAGCUGUUCAAGCGGGUCUCAGGCGCGGGACUCAAGCUUCAGGUGGUGAUGUCGUUCCACCAGUGCGGUGGCAACGUGGGUGACGACACGGACAUCCCCAUCCCCCCCUGGGUGCAUGAGAUCGCCAAGCAGAACCCUGACAUCUUUUUCACCAACCGCAAGGGCGAGCGGAACCCCGAGUGCCUCUCGUGGGGAGUGGACAAAGAGCGCGUGCUUAAGGGCAGGACGGGUUUGGAGGUAUACUACGACUUCAUGCGGAGCUUCCGGUCCGCUAUGGAUGAGUACUUCUCAAAGGGCGUCAUCACGGAAGUCGAGGUCGGCCUCGGCGCGUGCGGGGAGCUGCGGUACCCUAGCUACCCGGAGCGGCAUGGCUGGAAGUACCCGGGGAUUGGCGAGUUCCAGUGCUACGAUAAGUACAUGAUGGCGAAGCUGACCAAGGCGGCCGAGGCGCGGAACCACGCGGACUGGGCGCACGGGCCGGAGGAUGCGGGUGAGUACAACAGCCAGCCCCAGGACACGGGCUUCUUCCGCGACGGCGGCAACUUCGACAGCUACUACGGCCGUUGGUUCCUCAAGUGGUACUCGCAGCAGCUGAUCGAGCACGGGGACCGCGUGCUGCACCUCGCCGACAUGGUCUUCGAGGGGACGAAGAUCGCAGCCAAGGUGUCGGGCAUCCAUUGGUGGUACAAGACGGCCUCCCACGCGGCGGAGCUGUGCGCGGGCUUCUACAACCCGCACAACCGCGACGGGUACGCGCCCAUCGCGGACAUGCUCGCGCGCCACAACGCGGCCUUCAACUUCACGUGCGUCGAGCUCAUCACGACCGCGCAGGAGGACUCGUUCCCGGAGGCGAUGGCGGACCCGGAGGGCCUCGUCUGGCAGGUGCUGAACUCUGCCUGGGACGCGGGCAUUCCCGUGGCCAGUGAGAAUGCGCUCCCGUGCUACGACCGGCAGGGUUACAACAAGAUCCUAGAAAACGCCAAGCCCCGCAAAGACCCCGACGGCCGCUGCCUCGCCGCGUUCACGUACCUGCGGUUGAACCCCACGCUCAUGGAAGAGCAAAACUUCAAGGAGUUUGCGCGCUUCGUCAAGAGACUACAUGGGGAAGCAGUCGACGACCUCAACACGUAGUUUUCUUAGGCAACUGGUUGAUUCCUGUGCUUUUGGGUUGAACAGACCAAUUGUGUUGUCCACAAAUGAAUGCGGGCAAAGAUGUUGUAAUUCAAGCACGCAUAAUGCGCAAAAACGAAUCUUGUAUAUGCCGCAAGAAAGUUUUUAGAUUUGGAGGCUGGCCAGUGCAGGAAGCGGUCGUUUGAACGCACUGGGAACAUUCUCAAGACUUCUACAGCCUCAUACGGUCGGAAGGUAUAUAUAGCGCUAGUUGUCGUCCGAUCGUCGAGAAUAUGGAGGAAUUCACCAGGUCUUACAGACUCGCUCUGAGAAUCGAAACUGCAAUAAGCUUAUGACGGCAACGUCAAUCGAUUGGUCGUGAUCCUUCAUAACCCCAUGUUGCAUUGAAGGAUGCGGCGGCAGGGCAGGAUCGACAAACACUAGAAGGGUAUUGUAAGAUUUUGACUCGGGCCCACCGUCGGAAGUCUUAAAUCUUAUACUAGACUCAAGGUGGUGGCGCGAGAACGGGCAUGCUUGACAGGCUGUUGGGCCAUACCGCCGGCCCGGCGAUUUAUAUUGUAGUGACCACCGUCAUCAUUCUGCCGGAUCGUCUAGUAUCAGUGACAUGCUCGCUGUCAUGCA